AUGCCUUCAGAACCAAUCCUGAUCGUCGGUGCAGGGCUCGGUGGCCUUGCACUCGCACAAGCUCUGCAUAAAAAGCGAAUUCCAUUCCGCAUUUUUGAGCGUGAAAUUCAGCAUGGUGUACGUGAGCAAGGCUGGGCAAUCUCUCUACACCCAUGGCUAAUGGCUGAUAUCUGCUCAUCUCUGCGUGACGACGAGGCUGGGCUUCGCGCCAUGACUCCAGAAGCACCCCUCGGCUUGCGUUCUGAAGGCGUAAUUUACUCCUUUGAAAAUGGCGCACGCAAAAAAUUAUUUCGAUUUGGAGAAGGCACUGAUCAACCCUUUGCGCGAGUUGAGAGGGCAAAGCUUCGCGACUGGCUUCUGCAAGACGUACCUGUCGAAUGGGGGAAAAGGUUCACGGGAUACGAAGAACUUUCAGAUGGUGUGACUGUACAGUUUGAAGAUGGUACUGAGGCUCGGGGAAGCCUUUUAGUUGGCGCAGAUGGAAUUUCUAGUCGUGUCAGGCGUCAGUUGCUGGAAAACGAUAAUGAGCCAGAGCGUCUUCCAAUUGGUAUCGUUGUAGGACAGGUCGAGGCCACGCCUGAGCAAUAUCAACGAUGGCUCAAGUUUGCUACAAGCUUUUCCGUUGGCUUCACAGAUACACGAAGGCUAUUUAUCGGCCUGAAAAGCGUGUCUGCUGAUUUAAAGACCGCAAAUUUCUAUUGGAUGUUUGGAUGGUGGGCAAUACACUUUAUUCAGAGAGUCGGGUUGAGGAUUGGAACAAAAAUGACUGACCCAAAACUGCAUAGGUCCGAUGAGAAUGCCAAAAAUACCCCGUACUGGACCGAUAUUGCCUCCCAGAGCGAACUGCAUAAGUUUGUGAUGGAUAACCUCCAUGGACUCGAUGAGGAAUACAUAGAGCCAUUUCGUGCAACGACUGUUGAAGGAAUACUGCUUCCUCCUUUGCAGAUGCGCGAUAUGGUGCCUCCUACUCUUCCUAGAGGACAGAUUACAUUGCUAGGAGAUGCAAUCCACCCGAUGGUACCAUUCCGCGGCGAAGGUGGGAAUAUGGCCAUAAAGGAUGCUAUUGUUCUUGCUGAGACGCUUGCGCAAAGUAGAGCCGAACAGGACUGGAAGGAUGUGUUGAAGGAGUACGAAGGCGAGAUGAGUGACAGGGCAGCUUGGAAUCGAAGCUCUCGCGAGGUUGAAAUCUUGGAAAUACAGGGACAGAAAUGGAGUAUACGGAGUUGGAAGAGCAUCUCCAUGUUACCGACAGAAGACGAUCCAGAGCGGGACUGA
Molecule: messenger RNA, 1275 nt
Organism: Penicillium angulare
Lineage: Eukaryota; Fungi; Ascomycota; Eurotiomycetes; Eurotiales; Aspergillaceae
Product: FAD-dependent oxidoreductase
Exons: 4
Coding region: 1-1275 (424 amino acids)
Molecular function (GO): FAD binding
Source: RefSeq, a predicted model, not a curated record